Misgurnus anguillicaudatus (oriental weatherfish) is the source of this 4156-nucleotide messenger RNA. NCBI's taxonomy places the organism in Eukaryota, Metazoa, Chordata, Actinopteri, Cypriniformes, Cobitidae. The record is from RefSeq and is a predicted model, not a curated record.
UCUACCUGGCAAAGAAAUACGAACCAAAAUGGUCCUUGAGACCAGCUGGUCUUAAAGGCUCCAAGAAUAAAGUGGAGAAGUGGAGAUCGAGCUUUUGUAGCUAUAGCUUUGGAAUGAUCUACCCCUUUCUAUCAGAUUGGAACGUACACUUACUGCUUUUAAACAUAAGCUUAAAAAAUACCUCCUAGCUUUAGCAUUUAAUGGGGUAUAGUAUUUGAAUUUCUAGGUUAUCAAACUGAGGGGUUUAUUUCAUUGUUAUUUAUAUGUGGUGUUAAUGAUGUAUGCUUUUAUGAUUAUGUGUUUGUACAGCACUUUUUUCAAUGACAAAUUGCGUAAAAGUGCUUAAUAAAUGAAUGAAAUUAAAUUUAAAGGCAUUAGGAUUACUUUAUGAAAGCCACUAAAAACUAAAACAACUACCUCCACUCCUGAAUGUCAAUUUCCCAUGUAGGCCAAUGUGUCAAAGUUUUGGUGUAUUUGUCAUUAAUCCUUUUGUUGUGAAGAUGAAAGUACAGUCGAAAAGAGAACAUCAUGUUCAUCUUUCAUUUCACACAAUGAGUACUUGCUAGAAGACAACUCCCGGUUUAGCUGUUCUGCUACGGAGGAGUUGACAAGGGGCAGCUAAACGUGAUGCUAAUUUCAAACUCCUCAAAAGCUCCUCUUGCCUCCUUUAAUUUUUCUGAUGUAAGCGAUCAUACAAGGAGAAUCUAGUAUUGUUUCCUGUCACAGGACUCAGUGAGGAGAAUCUGUCAGAAGAAUUGGCGGAUUUCAAGUCGUUUUUCUGCUGCAGCCUGGAUGUGCUCAGCAGGGUUUGCACAGAGCCGGUUGGUCCAUGGUUUGUCCGAUUAUUAAUGUGUCUUGCAACACGUCCAGCUAUAUCUGACACAAACACUGUGGGCUCAACAGAGCAUCUUAAUGGUCACCCUGACCCUUGCCACCACUGUGCUAAGUGUGUGCAAGUCACCACCUAGAUUUGGCAAAACAAGAAAUGGUGAAAACAUCCUCAGAACCUAUUUGUGCAUGACAAAAGAAAAAUUAAAUAGUUAAAAACAACUAAACAAAUAUCACAAUGUCUCACCACCAGCUUUCUGAAGCUUGAUAAACAUCUUGGGGUACAAGUCCUCGUAAAGCAGUAGCUCCUCAAGUCUGUUUAUUAAAGUCAGUGGUACUACCUACAUGUGAUACUCCAAGGGCAUUGCAGGCUUUACCAAAGCUUCUCUCUUUGGCUAAAUAUAAAAGUUACGGUCAAUAAAGAAACAAAGUGGUAAAAGAAAACAUCAUUAGCAGAAUAAAGUACAGUACAUAUGGUUUUGGACUCCAGGGGCCUUUUUCAGAAAGGUGGUUAAGUGAAAACUCUGAGUAUGUUAACCCUGAAAUGAGGGAAACUCUGAGUUUUCUGUUUCAAAAUGGGAGAUAGGUUAAACCUGAGACAGCGGGGUAAGUCAAGCCUGUUUCAGAAGGAGAGGUAACUUAUACUCAGAGUCUGUUUCCAGAGUAACUUACUCUCUGAACCUAACCUGGUCGGGAGCAGGUGUUAUCCUGUAAACUCAGAGUUUCUUGUGGUCUCCUCCCCAUUUUAAUGGAGUAGCUGUGUUUAAUCUUGUUAGUUGCUUUAGUAAAUUCAUUCAUUGCACACAUUUUUAUUACGUACACUGUAAAAUAUGUUCUUAGCUGUCUUUAAGUUAUAAUCAAAUUGUCAGUGCAAAUCAUUUUACCUUAGUGCUUUGUAUAUUUUAUAAAUUACACUUAAAUAAAAAAAAUAAACAGUAUAUUAAAAUAACUAGUAAAGCCAAUUUGAUAUACUUAGGUGCAGAGACCAUCUAAGUGACAAAAAUUUUAAGUGCUUUUAUAGAGGAUCCUUUAGAUUAUGAUGCUGCAUUCAUUUGUAGGAAGUUACAUUUAUGUCGCGAGAGGAUUUCAUAUCCACUUGCAUUAUGUGAGCAGAAUUAUUAUUUUUUUGCAGUCAUUUUAGAUAUAUAAAUAUCCUUAUAUGACUAAUAUCAGUCUUUGUGGCCGUGCUCUUACAUCUGAACAGUUGCCUUUACAUUUCUUAUGAAUUCACUCAUCAUUAUCGCUGGUCUAGUGGGUAGUGCUGUGCGCAGUGGUUUGGGCAGACGUACUGUCUGCAAUCUGAGUUCGAAUCCCGGCUCGGCGUAUUUCUGUUUUAUUCAUGACAAACAUUUGUAAAGUUUGUAGCCUUUUAUGCCCAAGUAUUAUGCCCAAUUUCAUUUUUAGCUGAGCUGUGGUCAUCUUUUUGUCCAUGGGAUUGCAUCUGUAUGAAAAUGGAUAUAAGUACGUACAGUCCUCAGUUUAUUUACUUCUGAUAUUUUUACUGUGAUGAAAAUUUAAAUGUACGCAUUUACUAGAGUAGCAAUUUCCAACAAAUAUUUUUUUUCUUUCAAUUAUAUGUUCAUAGUUGCUCUACACUUGCAGCAACACUUUCAGUUUUACACUGUAGUAGUAAAAAGGAUUACGACCUCUGUCACGUGCUGUUGCCAUGGUAAAUCGUAAUAUCUGAGCUCCAUUGAUGAUGGCUUUUUAUUGUGGCUGUGCACGCGCUUAACUCAGAGUCAACCUACUCAGAGUCGAUUGAACCUCUUUAUUGAAACGGGCCCCAGCACUUGUAAUAUUUUAUACAACAGUUCUUUCUGGUUCUCGAAUCUGAUUGGCUAAGGGCUAUGAGAUAUUGUACUGAUAACGGCACAGUAACCGCUUCACCAUUUUGUAUUAUUCCGCGGCCGUCACAGCUACUUACAAAGUAAACAAACAUGGCGAACGAUAACUUUUUCAUGAACAUAACAUUUGAUAUUAACUACGAAAGCUCGUCAGAUGAAGAAGAGAUUACAGCACCGUUAGCAGAGCAACCUACAAGAAGUGCAGCCGUGACAUCUGCUGAUUUGGACAAUUUAGAAAAACGAGACACAAAAACAACACUGUGCGCCAAACGGUGUGGGCUGUGAAUUGUUUUUAAUUGUGGCUGGCCGAAAAACAGCUCAAUAUCGACCUAAAACGCAUAGAGAAAUCACAAAUGAAUUCAGUGCUGCGGGAUUUUUAUGGCUCCAUUCGGACCAAUAAGGGAGAACUGUACGGUAUUAGCAGUUACCUGAAUCUUCAGUCGGCGCUAAAUCGCCACAUUAAUGAACCUCCUUUUAGCCGUGAGUGGAAUUUAAUGCAAGACUCCGAGUUCACUUCCGCUAACAAUGUUUUUAAAGGAGUUGUUAAACAGAUCCGGCGAUCCGGUGCAGACAAAACAUCACACUACCCACCGAUGUCCUUUGAAGACCAGCAAAUACUAAAGCGAUCUGCUGCACUUGACCCUGACCACCCGAAAGGUUUAUUAAACAAGGUGUGGUAUGACAUUCAGUUACACUUUGCACAAAGAGGGAAGGAGGGAAAUCGACAGCUUAAGCCAGACUCGUUUGAACUGAAGAGAGACGAAAAUGACACAGAAUAUUUUACGAUGACAUUUAAUGAGGAAACAAAAAACCACAAAAACCCCCUGGAGGUCGACAGGGAAAACAGAAGGGAGGCUAUGUUUGAAGAACCCGGUAACCCCAUGUGUCCAGUUUCUUCACUAAAGAAAUAUCUUCGCAAAAUACCACCUGAUGCAAAAGCACUCUACCUGCACCCAAAGAGGAGAAUUGAUGCUAGUGACGACAACUGGUACAUCACUGUUCCUUUGGGUGUAAAUCAGUUGUCCCAAAUGCUCCCGAGAAUGUGCAAAGAAGCCGGUACUCAGUCUCACUAUACGAACCACAGCAUCAGGGCUACUGCAAUCCAAAAACUGUCCGAUGCAGGGCUCCAAGCCAGAGAGAUCAUAGCCAUCAGUGGACACAGAAACCUCUCUGAAAUCCUACUGGAGACCAUCACUACACAGCAGAAAACGCUGGAGUGCAGUACUGGCAUCAAAUGAAAUGGAAACCACACCAGAAAAGCAACCAAAAGCAGCAAAGACUUUAUCUCCAAAGAACUAUUUCACGGGAUGUACAAUAAACGGCAACGUACAAAUAAAUGUAAACAAUGGUUCCGAGAACCACUCGAAUUAGAUCAGAAAUGUAUUAAAUCAAAUUGCUAAAGAAAAAAAUACAUAGAAAUGAUAUAUGUUGAUGUUUUCUGCCGAUGACUUUUCUUGGUUAUUGAAAAAAAUAACAAACUUAUC